AUGUCGCAGGGACAGGCGUUCUUCGUCCCAGACAAUCUCCUCGAACCUAACGACCUACCUAGCAGUCCUCCUUCCAUCCCUCGACACUCCUUCCCCACGCAAUCAGGCUGGCGUACUGGCCUUGCCCACCCCCAUGGCUAUAUAACAACACCUGAAAGCUCGGAAACGACAAGGAUCCCACCACCUCCUCAUUAUCCUACAGAACCAGCUACUUCUUCAGCGCUGGUAAAUCCUCAAGAUGAACUUGGGCCAUUCGUGAUUGGGUGGGGGAUGCCGGCGACAGCACAUCCAAAUAGCUACCAGCAGCCAUCACAGACCUUCGGAUAUGGGCCAGGUGGUCCUCGAAGUUUUCAAGAGACGGUACCUACCAUUCAGGAGGCAGCUGCGACCCCACCUUUGCGUUGUGAGAAGUUGAGACAAGCCCUACCGUCUCCGAAUACAUCUAUCCCCACACUCGCCGACAGAAACACGCUGUCUCCAAAUAGCGCUAUGGACUAUUCACGCUCCCAACGAAAGAGAAGGCAAAAAGGGACGCAUAGACAAAGCGAUGCGGAACCAGAAUUCAGUUCCCCUUCUUCAGCCUCCUCUCCUACUCCUGCAGUGCCUCCUAAACUUCAUGCAUAUACUAUAGCUGCCUGCGCAAUAUGGAUCACGAAGAAUCUUGGUUCAGAACCAUCAAAUGGGACUAUAUCUUGCUUGAGUCAUGCAUUCGAUGAGCCAGUCGUUGCACUUCGCCAAUGGUUCACGCAAUAUCAAAAUAGUUUUCGUCACGAGGAGACACGUAUCCUGAGCGAUUCGAUACAAGAGACGCCCGAUGAUGCUACUGCUGCUGCGUGCGACCUUUGGAGACUUAAGCGUCAACAGGCCAGACCUUCAAAGGAAACAAUCUGCCUUCUAAGUCUAGUUUUCCAUACGGCAGAGAAGGUCUUGAGUAACUGGUUCACGCGCAAUGAGAUGACAUUCCAGGCAUAUGAAGAUAGUGGCUACAUUAGUAUGACAUAUACCGAUGAAGAGGUUUCUUCCAAAUAUGGGGGCAACCGUAAUGUUUGUGGCUCUCGGAAACGCAAGCUCAACGUCGAAUUAGAUCGAGACGAAAAAAAGCCAUAUGCAUGUACGUCUCGUUGUGGCGCUACUUUUAAGAAGAAGGACGCAUGGAAGCGUCAUGAGGAAAUCAAUUGGCCCGCUAAGGUAUGGGUCUGUGGGUUACAAGGCUGUCAGCACAAGAUGGAGGGAAACCGUGCCUAUUACCGCAAGGAUCAUUUCAAAGGGCAUGUCUCCAAAGAGCACGCCGAUAUGGAACUUUCUGAAAAAGAGAUCGCCGCCUCCAGUAGCCCAAUCAAGUCCAACUUCAACCCCACCUGUAUCUUUCGCAACUGCCCAAUCACCUUUCGAGACUGGAAUGAGCGCAUCAAUCACAUCGCGGAUCACUUUCAAAACCCGUGGAAUAUGUCCCAAUGGCGAGAGCCCGACAGUGAGGAUGAUGCCGAUGAGCAGUCGGCAGGUGUGAGCGACGGAAGUUCUUCGUCCGAUAGUUCAGAUGAGGACAGUGGUAGUGAUUACGACGGAUCGGCUGAGACGGGAGGAGCUGACUCUCCAGAUCCUAGCGCUAGAGAUGGCCCACAGUCAGGUGGUUACGAUCCCGGAUAUGGCAACUCGUCGUCCCAGCCACCGCAUUAUGGUGACGCAUCCGGCGGAGGUACCUAUGGCAGCAGCGUCGGAUUCUUUUAUGCUGGAAGCCCACCUCAUUCUCAGUUUGAUCUCGCCACCUGGAGCCGAGAGCACCAAGAAGAAUGGGUCGAGAAAUGCAUUUGCACACUGUCAAUCGGCGCACUCUUGAAGCUUUUAGCACCAUGGUCUCCUCAGAUCGAUUCGCUGGGUCAUCUUGGGUAUGGUAGAAUGACCGUCAUCGACGAGGUCCGUAUAAGAGGCUAUCAGUGGACAAUGGCACGAAAGACCAUACAGAUGAGUUCUUCAAAAUGCCAGAAGGCUUCGCGGGAGGUAGCGAACAUGAUCAAGCUGAGCCAUCCUCACGUCGUUCGUGUCAUCACGACAUACAGUGACGCGAGCUCUUUGAGUAUUUUGAUGCAGCCUGUGGCCGAUUACAACCUUUCUCAAUUCCUCCACACAUGUUCUUCGACGUCAUCGGCUGAACACGACGCAAGCUUGUGGACAUGGUGCAGCUGCCUUGCUGUGGGUCUUCAGUACAUGCACGAGGAGAUAGGUAUUCGCCACCGGGACAUAAAGCCCAGUAACAUCCUAGUCAGGGACAAAGUGGUCUUUUAUGCUGACUUCGGAUCGUCCAACGCCAUAGCAGACGACGAAUCUAUUGCAGACACAGGUGACUUUACCGAGCUGUACGCCGCACCCGAAGUCCGGCAAGGCGAACGUGGAAGGGCAUCCGACAUCUUUUCCUUAGGUUGUGUCUUUCUAGAAGUGGCAACAGUCCUGAUACAGCGUUCUCUUGGGGAGCUGCGAGACUUGCAACAUACAUACAUCAAUCGUAGUACUCAAAGUCUACACUGGGCUACGGCAUGGGUGAGUCACCUACGGAGGUCUGUGUCACUAUCGCCAGCAUCAGACAAGAUCAAACUUAUACUGGAUGUCUGCGACAGUAUGAUGCAUUCUCGGCCGAGCGAAAGACCCUCAGCGUCCGACAUUGUCACACAGAUUACGGAGGAACCAUGCUGCAAAUACGACCAUCGUCGACCCAACGUAAGCCACAAAUCACAAACAUGGCCUCCGUAUAGCCCACCAACACCAGUGAAGAGUGAGCGGCCUAAACCAAGGGAGAAUAUGAACGGGCUGCAAAGCAACAAAGCCAGCAAUCCCUCAGGAUCAAGGACCUGCAACACCACAUCAGAGCCGCCCCGAGCUUCACCAACGAAGAUAAAACCAUACAAGAAGCCAAUUCCACCAUCUACACAACCUCAACAUCACGCAAGCCUAUAUAAAUACCAGCCCAGACUGCAAGGCUUCUUGCAUUACACAGACAAGUAUCAAGAAUUCCUCGGAUCAGGUCGCUCCACGAUUGGGAGAAAGGCCGCCACACGAAACCUCAGCAAAGGCAUCAGUCUCGGCGCUGCACCCGGAUUUUUGGAUCUCCUUGGGGGUUUAGACGGUCUGUAG
Molecule: messenger RNA, 3126 nt
Organism: Bacidia gigantensis
Lineage: Eukaryota; Fungi; Ascomycota; Lecanoromycetes; Lecanorales; Ramalinaceae
Exons: 1
Coding region: 1-3126 (1041 amino acids)
Biological process (GO): protein phosphorylation
Cellular component (GO): cytoplasm
Molecular function (GO): protein serine/threonine kinase activity; ATP binding
Source: RefSeq, a predicted model, not a curated record